This is a messenger RNA of Arachis duranensis, 683 nucleotides long. RefSeq names its product chromo domain-containing protein LHP1-like. Bases 9 to 683 code for a protein of 224 amino acids. Gene Ontology annotation, biological process: heterochromatin formation. NCBI's taxonomy places the organism in Eukaryota, Viridiplantae, Streptophyta, Magnoliopsida, Fabales, Fabaceae. The record is from RefSeq and is a predicted model, not a curated record. The transcript has 5 exons.
AAUCAACAAUGCCACCAAAAAAAGAUAUUGAUAAUCGCAGUUAUGAAGUCCACUCCAUUCGCCGUAAGAGAAUCCAUCGGGGUAAGCCACAGUACAUGCUCAAAUGGGCAGGAUGGAAGGACGUAUCAAACACUUGGGAGACUCAGGAGAGCCUCCAUCAUAUGCGUGAUUACGUUGAUGACUUUGAUGCUAGAAUAAAAUCAAGAAUUCGUGAGAAUCUCAAGAAGAGGAACAAGCAUCAGACCACUCCUUCACAAGCAUCGUUGUGUCCUUUUAUUGCGAAUCCAUCUCCUCUUUUUUCUGAGUCAGAAGAGGAGGAGGACGAGGACGAGGAAGAGGAGAAAGAAGAGAAAGAAGAAAAAACUAAAGAUGAUAAAGAGGACUCUGAUUAUGAUGUGAAUGUUAAAGUCUCCCCUGGUGUUAGACAACCAAUUGCAAGAACUUGCAAGAAUAUGAAGAACAAGAGUCACGAAUCUUCAGGUGUUGAUAAUCCUGUGCAUGUGUCUUCUGAGGAAGAAGGUUAUGAUAAAGAAGAUUGUAAUGUCAAUAUUGCCCCUACUCCUCUUCAAACCCCAAAUCGUAGACUAUCACAUGAUGAUGGCAAGGAAGACAAUGCUCAACCAGAUCCUGAAGAGCAUAUUCUUGCCAAUCCUCAAAUUGUCCUUUUUGCUGAUCCAAUUUAA